This is a messenger RNA of Calliphora vicina (urban bluebottle blowfly), 11418 nucleotides long. RefSeq lists its product as uncharacterized. The transcript is spliced from 13 exons. The record is from RefSeq and is a predicted model, not a curated record. Lineage: Eukaryota; Metazoa; Arthropoda; Insecta; Diptera; Calliphoridae. Bases 232 to 11178 code for a protein of 3648 amino acids.
GGAUGGUUGUUGGUUGAUUGGAUUUGUUAUCGCCCGAAGAAUUUACACAUACAAAGUUCUUUUUUUUAAUCGGGUAUGAACUAAUAAUUUCACAGCGAUAAAUAUUUUGUUGCUGUUUGGUUGUGAGUGUAUUAUGAAAAACGAAUCUAUAAAAGGCCGUUUACUAAAGUGGUACAAAUCAGUUGGCCAAAUUUUUUUGGACGCGUUUAAACAGCAAUUUUUUAGGGCAAAAUGUUGCCCCGAAAAUUUCUAAUCGGAAUCACGUUAGGAUUCCUAGUGUUAUGUGUAAAUAGUGCAAUCGUCAAGGCUGAUACACACUCCUGUUAUCGCUGUGAGGGAGAAGAUUGUGAAGACCCCGUUAUUGCAGAUUGUAUAACUGCAAAUGAAAAUGAUAAAUGUUUUAUUCGCUUCGAAGCGGUUAGCAAUGAUAUAGUGCAAUUGGGCUGUCUUACGGAUUUCAUUGAGGAAAACGAAGUUGUGGAAUUGAUUAAAAGCAAAACUCUGUAUGUCUGCAAUGGAGCUAAUUGCAAUGACUUUGGAAAAUUACCAAAUCCCAACCAGUGCACAGAAUGUUCAUCGGAUAAUGAGGAAUCAUGCGCCACUAAGCCCACAACCAUAACUAAGCAACUGUCGUGUAACAUCAUUCCCUACACCCAGUGUUAUCAACGUAUUAACGGUAACGUAACAGAACGUGGUUGUUUGUCGGACUUGGAAGGAGACGAUUUUUACAAGUGUUUAACUGGAGAAGAUGACAAAUGUAAGGUUUGCGAAGGCAAAGGAUGUAACGAAGAAGUUAUUCCCAGUGAUCGUAAGAGAUGUCAACGUUGUAGUUCAGAAUCAGAUGCAAGCUGCCAAAGUGCCCCGGUUGCAUUAUCAGUUUGCCCAACUUACAAUGAAACUGACGCCUGUGUAGCUCUUUAUGAAAAUGGCAUCACCAAGCGCGGCUGCAAAACCGAUUUUGUAUGCAAUGGUCAAUCGAAAAAUUGUCAAUUUUGCACGAGUGAUGGUUGUAAUACCGCCAACAUUAAGAAACGUUAUGAAGACCUUUACGCCAUUUUCCAAGAUGUCCCUUUAAAUUGCAACACAUGCAAGGGAGAUGAAUGUGAGCCAGGUAAACCUCGUAAUCCCAACAAAUGUGAAGGUGAUCCCUAUCAAGACUGUAUGACUGUUUUCGAUGCCAGUGGCAAAGUCAUUCAUCGUGGUUGUGAAAUUGUCGUUCUGGCCGAACAACAGUCGCACUGCGAUUCACAUCCUGAAUUGUGCUUUAAGUGCAAGGCCAAUGGCUGCAACGACAUGACCGAUCCCUCAACAUAUCAGGAAUGUUUAAUUUGUGACGCUGCAGCAAAUCCCGAAUGUUUGUUCAAUCCCGCUGCUGUAACUACAACACGCAAAUGUACCCUUGGCUGUGUAGCUUCUCUCUAUCCACGUAAAUCCAAUCCGAAAGUCCUUGAUUUUGUGCGAACAUGUUUCGAGGACAUUGAACCCGACAACCAAGAAUCUUGCAAAGCCGAAAAUAACUGCGUUAAAUGUUUGGAGGACAAAUGUAACACUGACGUUUUGCCCGCCGAGGGACGUCUGUCAUGUUUGCACUGUGAAGGCGACGAUUGUGAUGUCCCCAAGUCAAAACAAUGCGUCGGCUACAAUCCUAAUGACAUGUGUUAUAUGUAUUUUGAUAAUGUGACCUUGAGCGCUGUGCGUAUGGGUUGUCGUAGUGAUGUUGAUGAUGCUCAAUUAAAAGCAGAAAUUAAACAAUAUUUCAUUUGCGAUGGAGAUGAUUGCAAUGAUUUUAAGAAUCUGCCUGAGGCCAAAUUCUGUGCCGCUUGUGAUUCCGAAAAUGACGUUAAUUGUGCUGUUGAUCCAUCAAAAAUAACGGCUCAAGAUAGAUGUGGUAAUUUCCCAUACACUCAGUGCUUUACUCGUAUACGUGAUGAUGGUCAUACCGAACGUGGUUGUUUGUCAAAGUUGCCCACAGACGUCUUCAUUAGUUGUCAUGAUGGUAAUCCAAAUUCAAAAUGCAGAAUUUGCACCGACCACAAUUGUAACAAUAAAAUUUAUCCAUCUAAUCGUCAAAGAUGUUACCGCUGCAAUUCGUCCACUGAUGCCGAUUGCGAAGAUGAACCUAAUGUCGUACAGCCUUGUCCCCUAUACCAGGCACAAGAUGCUUGUGUGGUCCAGUGGAUCAAUGGUAUUACACACCGUGACUGUGCUUCUGAAAUAACCUGUGAAGGUUUGGGUCGUAAAAACUGCCGCACAUGCUCGGAAAAUGCCUGCAAUAAAUUGAACUUAGCUAAUGAAGAUAUUGGUGAUGCAGGUUUGUUCACGGAUUUGCCUCUCAAUUGUUACCAAUGCAAUAGCACCGAGGAAUGCAAAUCAUCGGCAGUUGCACUCGGCAGUUGUACUGAAAAUAUUAAACAAACAUGCACCACAGUCUUCAAUGAAAGUGGUGAAGUUGUUGGCCGUGGAUGCAGCGAUAGCAUGGAGAACGCUUGUUCAGCUGAAGGAAAUUUGUGUAUUGAUUGCAAAUCAAAUGACUGCAAUGUAGCCAAAAGCGAGAAUGAUUAUAUUGAUUGUGUAUUCUGUGAUGCAAAAAAUGGCGAUGAUUGUACAUUCAAUGUUGAUGCCGUCAAAAGGACUCGUAAGUGUUACAAGGGUUGCAUGACAGCUCUUUAUCCACGUACCAACGAUGAACAUCCCGUUUAUGAACUAACACGUACUUGCUUGGAUGACAAGGAUUUGGAUGAUCGCAACAAAUGUGAGUCUUCCCAAGAUGCCAACUGUAAAUCUUGCUCAGAUGAAAAAUGCAACAAAGAUGAUUUGGGUUCACGUAAGUCAUGCUACCAGUGUAAGGGCGAUGAAUGUCAAAUACCCAAGUCUCAAACAUGUCGUGCUGUAUUGGAAAAUGAUCAAUGUUUCCUGCAAUGGGAUGAAACUGGUUCGCUUAUUGAGAUGGGAUGCAAGAGCAAAUAUGAUCCCGCUGAAGUAGAUAUUUUGGUUAAGGAAAAAUAUUUGUGGUUGUGCGACGAGGAUAAUUGCAACCACAUUGAGGACACUCCAAAAUCACAAACAUGUGUUCUUUGCAAUUCACGUACAGAUUCUGAUUGUGCCAUCAAACCAAAUGACGUACAAUCAUCAACAACAUGCGGUAAAGCUCCGUAUACUCAGUGUUACAGUCGUGUAUUGGAGAAUGGACAUACUGAACGUGGUUGUUUGUCCAACCUAGAAGGUGAGGAAUUCGUCGACUGUCUUUACAAUAGAAAUAGUACCAAAUGUUUAAGCUGUAUUGGAGACAAUUGCAACCAAGAGUCAUACCCAAGCAAUCGUUUGUCCUGCCAUGUCUGUUCGUCGACUUCGUCUGAUUCAUGUGAAAACAAUCCAGAUGACGCACAAGUAUGUCUUUUGUAUGCUCCGGAUGAUAAAUGUGUGUCAUCAAUAGAUGUUAAUGGUAAUACUGUACGAGGUUGCAGCUCACAAGUAAGUUGCGAUGCAUCAAACCCCACCAUUUGUCAAGAAUGCAAAGGAGAUGCCUGCAACGUGGCCAACUUAAAACGUAAAUCUGAUGGUAAACCCGGACAAUGGCAAUCUCUGCCUUUGACCUGUAUGGCAUGUAACAACCUUGAAGACUGCACCGCUAAAUCUAGUGAACAAAUAUGUUCCAGCUCGGAAUAUUGCAUGACUGUAUUCGAUAGCAACGGGAAAGUUGUCAAACGUGGCUGCAGUGAUGACGUUGAAAAGGAACAGGGAACUUAUUGCGAUUUGAAUUCGUCUAACUGCUUCAACUGUAAUUCGAAUUUAUGCAACAAGGCCACCAGCUUGAACAAUUAUAUUGAUUGUGUUUACUGUGACUCCGAAACUAAUCCAGAUUGUGCCCUCAAUCCUUCAGCUGUAGAAAACCUUCGUAGAUGUAAUGGCAAUUGCAUGACAGCUCUUUAUCCCGCUGCUAAUAAUUCUUCGUUUGAACUUGUACGUACUUGCCUCGAUGACAAAGAUACUUUAGACCAGACUGCUUGUUCCAGCGGAAGUUCAACAGAAUGCAAAUCCUGUUCCAGCGCUGCCUGUAAUACUCAUAAACUACCAGAAAAUCGUUUGUCAUGCUAUCACUGCCAGGGAGAUAAUUGCGAGGAUGCUCCGAAAUCAGAAUGUUUGAAAUAUAAACCUGAUGACCAAUGCUUCAUACUUUUCAACAAUGUCAGUGACAUUAGCCAAAUGGGUUGUGUUAGUGACUUAGAAGACGACUUUGUGUCCAACAAUCUUCACAGCCUGUUCAUAUGCAGCACCGGUGAUAAUUGCAAUAGUUACGAAAACAUUCCCACCACCACCUUAUGUGCCCAGUGUAAUUCUAAUGAUGACGAGGACUGUGCUUCCAACCCCACAAAUGUUCCAAAUGUUGGCACAUGUUCAGCAUUGCCUAACACUCAGUGCUACACUAAAAUAAAUAAAGAUGGAUCGACUGCACGUGGUUGUUUAAAUAGUUUAACUCAAACUCAAAUAAACGCCUGUCUUGGCGGCACUGAUGGCGACUGCAGUGUUUGUGCAGAUGACAGAUGUAAUAUAGAGAUUUUCCCGGCUAAUCGUCGUAGUUGCCAACGUUGCAACACCAAAGAUGAUCCCGAAUGUGAAAGUUCACCAGAUUUUGCUGCCGUUUGUCCCGUAUACUCCAAUACACAAUAUUGUGCCACCAAAUUGGUUAAUGGCCACACCUACCGUGGCUGCAGUACCGAAUUCCAGUGUGACGACAGUGAUAAACAGUACUGUCGAUUGUGCCAUGGCUCAGAUAAUUGCAAUGUCGUUGAUUUAGCCAGCACCAACAUUGGCUAUCCUGGUAAUUGGCAAGGAGUUCCAAUUAACUGUUAUACAUGCAAAAAUGAAGAAUGUCAAGAUAGCAAGCAGGUCCUAAUUCAGGCCUGUCGUAAUAACAAUAGACAAAAUUGUGCUACAGUAUUUGCGGCAAAUGGUACUGUCGUGGAACGUGGUUGUUCAGACUUGAUUUAUGCCGGUGAAAACGCAAACCACUGUGAUGAAAAUCCUGGAUAUUGUAAAUUCUGCAAAUCCAGUGGAUGUAAUCUGGCUAAUAGCUUGGCCGAUUUUGAUCACUGUUUGUUCUGUGAGGGCGCUGAUAAUUCGGAAUGUAUUUUCCAUCCCGAAAAUAUUAAACGCACCCGUUCAUGUCACAAGGGAUGUAUGACUGGUCUGUAUCCACGUAAAUUUGAAGAAAACCCAGCCUAUGAAUUGGCCAGAGGAUGCUUAGAUGAUUUGGACUUGGAUGAUCGCGAAGAUUGUAAGGCAGGCACAAAACCUAACUGUCAAGUUUGUGAGGGUAGUUCUUGCAAUACUGCAAAAAUACCAGAACGCAGACUCAAGUGCAAUGUUUGCAAUGGUGCCGAUUGUGCUGAACCAAAGAGUGCUGAAUGUACAGCAUUCCGUGAGAAUGAUAAAUGCUUCACAUUGUUUGUCGAAGAAAACGAUGUGCAACGCAUGGGCUGUACCAGCGAUUUGGAUAACUCUGACUUGGUUACGUUAGAGCGUCAACUGCUAGUAUGCGAUGGUGAUAACUGCAAUACAUUUGAAAGUUUCCCUACACCAAUCUCUUGUAGAUGGUGUAACUCUGUAGAUAAUCCUGAAUGUGCAUCAAAGCCAACAAUAAGUACAGCCACCGUAUGUCAGAUUUUACCUCAUACCGAAUGCUUUACGCGCAUCGAUAAGGAAGGUGUCACACAUCGUGGUUGUUUGUCUGAUGUUAAUGAUGAUGUGUUUGUCGAUUGCUCAAGCGGUAAUAGCACUACCUGUGAGGUGUGCACCACAAAUAAUUGCAAUGCUGAGAUUUUCCCAGAAGGACGCAAAAGUUGUAUCCAAUGCGAUUCAGCUGUCUUCCCUGGUUGUGAAGACAAUGCCAAUGAUUUUGCCAGCAUCUGUUCUAUGUACGUGGAAAAUGAUAGUUGUGUGACUAAAUUGGAAGGUGAUCGCACCAUUCGCGGUUGCGCUUCUGAAAUGACUUGUGAUACUAGUAGUCGCGAUACUUGUCGAAUCUGUAACCAAACCGAUAACUGCAAUACCGUUAAUCUAUUGCCAGGCUACGUGGGUGAACCAGGCAAGUGGCAAGAAUUGCCACUUAAUUGCUACCACUGUGAAGGCGAAGAAUGUUCCAAUGGAAAUGGUCAACUUGCCACAUGUGAAGGCAACAAUUUACAAACCUGUAUGACCGUAUUCAAUGCUGAAGGCGCUGUGGUGAAACGUGGUUGCAGUGAUGCUGUCAUCAGCACAGAAUCCGACUAUUGUGAUGAAAACACUGAUAAGUGUUUUGCAUGCAAAUCGAAUGAUUGCAACAAUGCCAACAGUUUAGAUGAUUACGUUGACUGUUACUUCUGUGAUUCUUCAGAUAGCAGCAGCUGCUCUAUUAGUUUUGAUGCAUCCAAGACCAAGACGCGUAAGUGUCAAAAAAGCUGUAUGGUUGCCCUAUACCCUCGCACCAGUGCAAAUGAUCCAUCCUAUGAACUGGCACGCACUUGUUUGGAUGAUUUGGAUUUAGAUGACCGUGAAAAAUGUGCAAACGGUGAAAAGGAGCUGUGCAAGGCAUGUGAUGGUCCUCGUUGCAAUACCAUGAACGUACCCGACGAACGCUUUGAAUGCUACAAGUGCGUCGAUGAUGAGUGCGAAGAUAUGAAGACACAACAAUGUAGCUUAUAUCAUGCCAACGAUCAAUGUUAUGUUUUGUUCAACAACGAAAGUUCUAUUGUGGGCAUGGGAUGUCGCAGUGAAUUUGAAAUGGAUACUGUUAACGAGCUGGUUAAACAAAAGCGGUUGCUCUUGUGCAAUGAAAAGAAUUGUAAUGCACCCGAAAGCUUGCCCACACCCAAACUAUGCUCCGUUUGUAAUUCUGCCCAGAACCCGCUGUGUGCAACAAAUCCAAAUUUGGUGGGCAACAUUGAACGUUGUGCAUCUUUGCCAUUUACUGAAUGUUUCACGCGUGUCGAUAGCAAUGGACUCACCGAACGUGGUUGCUUGGGAGCUCUUCAAGAUGAUACUUUCUACGGUUGCCUAAUGGGUACUGACGGCUUAUGUGAAACAUGUGUCGGAGACAAAUGUAAUGAAAUUGAUGUAUUCCCGGCCGAUCGCAUGAAGUGUCAACAGUGUAAUUCUGCAAUUGAUCCAAACUGUUCUUCCGCACCCAACAACAAUAAAGUUUGUGAAAUUUACCAGCCGAAUGAUCAAUGUGUAACAAAUUUACGUGAUGGUGUCACGACUCGUGGCUGUGGAUCAAAUAUGAAAUGCGACAAUGAAAACGAUCCUCAAACAUGUCGCGUUUGUGAAGGUGAUGGCUGUAAUACCAUAAACUUGGAAAAGAUAACUGAGGAUGGAAUUCCCGGUAGAUGGCAAGAUAUUCCCAUCACUUGCUACACCUGCAAAGGAGAAGAGGAAUGUACCUCUAAGGGCUAUUUCCGUUCGUGUGUAAACAAUCCCAUACAAAACUGUAUGACUGUAUUCAAUUCUGAGGGCAAGGUAAUUCAGCGAGGAUGCAGCGAUCCUGUGGAAGCAGACAAUCAAGCAUAUUGUGAAGAAAAUCAGGAAAACUGUUUGCGCUGCAACUCGAAUGGUUGUAAUCAAGCCACCAGUUUGGGUGAAUAUGUCGAGUGCUUAUCUUGCGACACUGAUACUAAUGGCAAUUGCAUUUCGAAUAUCUCGGGCAUUACAAAGACCCGCAAGUGCUACAAAUACUGUAUGACCGCCUUAUAUCCCCGCUUCAAAGAGGAAAAUCCAUCAUAUGGUCUAUCAAGAUCAUGUUACGAUGACAUGGAUCUCGAUGACCGCGAGCUUUGUGCGGCUGGCAACAAGGAAAAUUGCAAAACAUGCAAUACAGCCAAGUGUAAUAUCAUCGAUAUGCCACAAAAACGUCACAGUUGUUACAUUUGUGAAGGUGAUGACUGUCAAGAUCCCAAGGCUCAAGAAUGUCCCACAUUCCGUCCCGAUGAUAAAUGCUAUACGCGUUUUGAUGAAAAGAAUGCCGUUGUAGCAUUUGGUUGUCGCAGUGAAUUCAGCAAUGCUGAAGCUGAUUAUUUGUUGAAGCAAAAACGCCUUCAUCUGUGUGAUGGUGAAAAUUGCAAUACCUUCGAUAAUAUUCCCGCUGCUCAAACAUGUGCUCUUUGCAACUCUCGUACUGAUAGCAACUGCGCAGUGAAUCCUACCGCUGUUACUGGACAAACCACAUGUGCUCUUUUACCAUUCACAGAAUGCUAUUCACGUGUAUUAGAAGACGGUGCAACGGAACGCGGUUGCUUGUCCAAUUUGUACGACGAUGAAUUUGUAGGUUGUUUAAAUGGCACAUCCACAACAUGCAACUCGUGCAAGGGAAAUAACUGCAAUAAGAAUGUUUUCCCCGAUUCCCGUCUCAAGUGUCAUAUUUGCGAUUCCAGUGCUGAUCCCAAUUGUGAAGCUAGUCCCAACAGUUUGAGCAUCUGUUCAAUCUUUGAUUCUCAGGACACAUGUGUAACCUCAUUCCGCAACGAUGUAACUUACCGUGGUUGCAGUUCAAGUUUAGUUUGCGAUGCUACAAAUCCAAGAACCUGCGCCAAAUGUAACGGUGAAGGUUGCAACACAGUAAACUUGGCCAAGAAACAAGAUGACAAUUUCGGUAAAUGGCAAGAUUUACCAUUGACUUGUCUCAGCUGCUCGGGCAGUGAUUGCAAUUCAGCAGCAACAACCGAGUCUCUGACCUGCGAGUUGAAUAACGAACAAGAUUGUAUGACAGUAUUCGAUGUCAGUGGCAAAGUAAUUCGUCGUGGUUGCGCCGACAUUGUCGAAAGUGAAUAUUGCUCUGAAAAUGAAGAAAAUUGCUACAGCUGUAAAUCGAAUGAUUGUAAUACCGCAACUUCGAAAUCUGAUUUCGUAGAAUGUGUAUACUGCAACUCUCACAAAGAUCAGGAGUGUGUAUUGAAUCCACUAAGCACGGCUCACAAAACAAGAAACUGCCAAGGUGGUUGUAUGACCGCACUCUUCCCCUCCGAUAAUUCUGCUAAUCCAGCUUAUGACCUGAUUCGUACCUGCCUCAAUGACAAAGAAGUGUCUGAUCAAAACACUUGUUCGGGGGGCAAAGACGGCAAAUGCUCAGCAUGCAGUGGCAGCAAAUGUAACACAAACAAUAUGCCAGAAAAUCGUCUAUCCUGUUUUACAUGUCAAGGAGAGACAUGCGAAGAACCAAAGACCAACGUAUGCCCAUUGUACAAGGAGAACGAUCAAUGCUUCAUUAGAUUCGAUGAUACAAACAGUGUUUCUGAAAUGGGAUGUAUCAGUUCGUUCCGUAAUCAAGAUUUGGAGAGCAUCUUAAAAACUAAGAGGGUGCACGUGUGCUCGGGAACUGACUGUAACACCUUGGACAAAAUACCCAGUGCACAAUCAUGUGCCGUCUGUGAUUCUACAGAAGACGUAUCUUGUGCAGUGAAUCCCAUUGAAAUUGGUACAUUUAACACCUGCAGUAUGUUGCCAUACACUAGCUGUUACAGCAAAUUAACCACAAGUGGCACAACAGAAAGAGGUUGUUUGACCGACUUACCGGAUGAUGAUUUUGUUGCUUGUAUUCUUGGCAACGACAAGAAUUGUGGUGUCUGCAAUGAAAAUGGUUGCAACAGAGAGAUAUUCCCAGUAGAUCGUCAGCAAUGCUUUACAUGUAACUCUGAAGAAGAGUCCAACUGUGACUCUUUCCCCGUGACCAAGAUGGCUUGUCCUAUUGUAAGUGAUAGUGAGUCAUGUGUGAGUGCUUUGAGUGGCAAUGUUACAAUUCGUGGCUGCAAAUCCUCAAUUUACUGCGAUGCCAACGAUAGCGCCACUUGUCGCUCGUGCUUUGGUAGUGAAUGUAAUUCCAUUGAAUUGUUGAAUAAACAAGAUGACGGUUACCAUGGUGUCUGGCAAGAUCUUCCGCUUAAGUGUCACACAUGUGAAGGCGAACACUGCUUGUAUUCAUUGGGACCAACAGUUACCUGUUCCAGUCGCAACAUCAAUCAGGAUUGCAUGACAGUUUUCGAUGCGCAGGGACGCGUUGAACGACGUGGUUGUUCAGAUGAUGUUGAGGAUUACAAGGAUUUAUAUUGCAGACAAAAUCCCGAACGUUGCUUCAGAUGUAAAUCCAAUGAGUGUAACUUUGCCUGGAGUAUCGAUGAAUAUGUUGAAUGUUCGUUCUGUGAUUCUGUCAAUGAACCAUUCUGUGUACUCAAUCCGGACUACAAUGGCUUCAAGUCCAGAAAAUGUUACAAGAACUGUAUGGUUGCCAUGAAAGAUCAACAAGUCAUUCGCUCUUGUUUGGACGACAAAGAAAUGUGGGUACAAAACCAUUGCCAACAAAGUGGCUCCAAUGAAUGUGCCGCCUGUUCAGGAGACGACUGCAAUAAAUUCGUAUUCCCCCAUGAUCGUCUCAAGUGCCAUGUCUGUACCGGCUCAUCAUGCUCCAGCAGUGUGGGCCAAUAUUGUGAGCUUUACGAAAACAACGAUUAUUGCUUUGCAAAAUACGAAAAUGGCUUGGUAAAUCUAAUGGGUUGUGCCUCUUCUCAAAAUGCCAGCGACAUUGCCGACUGGUCCGCUCAAAAUAAGUUGUACAAGUGUGAAGGCAAUGAUUGUAAUGAAUUGUCGCGCUUACCCAAAGCCGGAGUUUGUAUAUCGUGUGAUUCUAGCAAGACUCACAAUUGUGCACAAAAUCCUCUAGAAGUCUCACCUACCGAAACUUGUGCAGCUCCAAAUGACAAAUGUGUCACACGAAUUGAUGCCAAAGGUCACACAAUCAGAGGAUGCUUAAGCAACUUGAAUGCUACUGAACAAUCUUGCGAGUCCCUUGGCACUUGUGCCGUUUGCACCGGAGAAAAGUGCAAUAAUCAGAUAUAUCCAGCUAAUCGUCGUGAAUGUCACAUUUGCAAUUCAGUGGCAGAUAAAAGUUGUGCACUGAAUCCAUCGAGUCUGAAAGUAUGUCCGAUCUAUGAUGCCAACGACAAGUGUGUGUCCUCCCUUUCUGACGAUGGCUUAUUGAAACGUGGUUGUGCCUCUGAAGUGCAAUGCGACAACAACGACAGCAACUACUGCGAUGUCUGUAAUACAAACGGCUGUAACACUAUCGAACUCAAGGGAUCCGCCAACGUGGCCACCAACAGUCUCUUCCUAACACUACUGCUGGCAUUCGUAUCGGUUUUAGUAUUGAAAUAUUGAUUUCAAUAUUAAAUCAUACAUUGCAAAGAGACCUCAAAUCACUCAUCAAUCAUUGACCCGAACAAUUGAUCAAACAAACUAGCUGUAGUAUUUAUUAGUACUAUUUAAGUUCAAAAACUCAAUUGUCCCUGUUUAUACUUUUAUAUACAUUUAUACCCCCAUACAUUCAUAUAUUAUUAUAUAAUAUAUACAUACAUACAUACAUAUUUGCUUUUCGCAACGAUUUAUUUCUGUUAAUAA